Molecule: messenger RNA, 3840 nt
Organism: Rattus rattus (black rat)
Lineage: Eukaryota; Metazoa; Chordata; Mammalia; Rodentia; Muridae
Gene: Mcc
Product: MCC regulator of WNT signaling pathway
Exons: 2
Coding region: 406-924 (172 amino acids)
Molecular function (GO): calcium ion binding
Source: RefSeq, a predicted model, not a curated record
UAAUUUGAAAGGAAUGAAGAUAGCAAGUUCAGAAGGAUAGGAAGAAAAAAGAACAAAGGGGUACCAGUACUGUCACCCUUCUAAAUGGCAAAUAUUUUUGUCUAGAAAACCCAGAUGAAACAGAUUUUUGCUUGUUUUGGUGGAGACAGGGUCUCAAUACGUAGCUCCUACUGGCUUGGAACUGGAUAUGUAGAUCAGAUUGGAGUUGAACUCAGAGAUCCACCUGCCUCUGUCUUUCCAGUGUCAGGAUUAAAGAUGUGAGCCCAAACACUCAGUCACAUGACUUUGUACACUACCGAUUUUCUGGAAGCAAUGGGAAAGUUUAAAAUCAGUAUACUAUAGCAAGUGCAUUUAAGAAACAGUUUUGUUUUGUUUUCACUCCUGACUCUUCCUAGCCCUUCUGACAUGGCCUCCUGUGUUCACUCCCACAGGAAUGACUUGCUAAUGGUCUGCCGACAGGUGAAUAUGGAAGAGUCAGUGGCUGAGAUCAUGAGCCAACUGGGCACAGAUGAGAAAGGGAAGAUUUCCUUCCAAGACUUCACAAGGUGCCACACGCAGCUUGUUAGAGAGAUUAGGAAGGAGGAAGUAGACCUGUUCAUGAAGUCAGACAAGUCCGGUAAAAAGAAGCUGAGGGAAAGAAUCACUUCCUGGCCUACGAGAAGUGACAACAGUCUGGGUGCUUUGUCAGCAACCAGGGAGAGCUGGGAGUAUGAUUCAGGUGCCAGGGAUCUCCAGAGCCCCGACUUGCAGAGCCAGCUGCCCCUCCAGAAGCUGCUGGAGUAUGGUGAAAGCUCUUUGCCUCAGCAGGCUGUGCUCCACAAGCUUCUCACGCAGUCCCCGAGUUUUGGCACUUCUACAGGUGGAAGCUAUCUAGAGCUGGCUAGUACCGUGAGUACUUCUCUGUUCACUGAACACAUUUUCUGACCUGUCUGAAUUCCAAUACCAAUAUUUUAAUAUUAAGCUCCAAGGGAUAUACUGAGUAUUGUCUUUUCUUUCGAGCUAAAUAUUGUACUAUUUCAAUUGCUGCUGGUAUUGUUGAGCAUUCCGCAGUUUUUAGUACUUAAGGGCUUAGGAACUUCCGUUCUUGCUAUAACAAUAGAGCAGGCUUCUAAAUGGUGUUUUGAUUAACUCUUUCUUGUAGAGUCUGAUUUACUCAAGUCUACCACAGCUCUUCUAUAACACUCCUGUGGUACCAGACAUUAUAGACCAACACAAUUCUUUCUGUUUCUGAAUUUGGACAUUACUCUUUUGGAAAAAAGGAAAGAAAACAUGUUUCAUUGGAAGUUUGAUUAAUGUUCAGGCUUAUACUUUUAAGGUUAUUUCCAUGGGAAAACUUAGUAGUAAUCAAUGCUGACUGUCUUGGGGAAAGAACUAUUGGCUUCCUUAAGUCAGAGUUGAGGGAUGAGUGUGUGUGGUUGAUGACUGGCUCCUUUUCAGAGACAUACUGAGAUUAUUAUCUAAAUUCUGUGGGAGUUUCCUCCCUCCCCUCUCCCCUCCCUCUCCUUUUCUCCUUCCCUCCUUCCUUCUUCCCUCUUUCCCUCCUUCCUUCCCUCCCUUCUAACCUCCCUCCACCCCCUUCCUGGCUCCUAAAAUUUAAGUUUGAACAGAUGAUAGCACGUUUAUAACCGUGAUUCCCAGUUUGCUCUGAUAAAGGCUGCAGACUCAUAAGGACAUGUUAUAGCAUAUUUUCUAGUCAUAUGUUUUGAAGGGAGAUGUUUGAAAAAGUUAAUAAUCAUAAGACUCUUGAAAUAAUGAAAAUGCAAAAAUUAUAGAAACCCUUAAUGACAUUCUACAAAAUUCCUGACCAGUAUUUGUCAAAACCACUAAGGUUAUUAAAACCAAAGAAAGUCUGGGAGGAGAAACUUUUGGUCUACAAAGGUAUAACCUAAAUGUAACAUCAUUCCUUUGGUGAGAUUCUGGAUAAUAAAAAUCUAAGGAGACCCAGGGAAUAUACUCUCAUUGAUAGAUAAUGUUGCAUCCUGAGCUGUGACAAAGAUCAUCAAAUAAAUAAAAUAACAUGAUAAUAAAUGAGCCAAACUUGGAACGCUACUUUGGAACUUUUCUAUAAGUCUAAAGCUGUUCACAAAGUUAAAAUGUUUUUAAAAUUUAAAAUAUGAAGAGCACCUGUACAUACAAUCCUUUUCUGGACAUGAUUAUGUCUCUAAGGCCUGUCAAAUCAUCUGUGGUUAUUGUACUAUUUCUUCUUGACCACCCUUCAAGGACAACCUUAUACAGUUUGAACAAUGAAUAUAACUAUUGUACCUGUUUCCUCUGUGUUCAAUAGACCAGGAAAUUGGUGGUAAAUAUGUCUGGCAUGGGUCUAAAUUUAGCUAUGCAUGUUACAAUCACUUCCAGCAGACUGAAUCUUCCCUAUACUACAUCAACUGAGCUUUGUAGCUCAUCAACAAUCUUUGUAGCUCAAAGAUUACACUGUACUUCUGAUCCCACUGCCUCCACCCCCUGAAUUCUAAGACUGUUGGCACUUACCAUCAUGCCUGGGCUAUAUAGUGCUGGGAAUUCAACCCAUGAUAGUGUACAGGCUAAGCAAGCACUCUAGCAAUUGAGCUAUAAUCCCUAACCCCUGAUGUCAUUUUCAAGAUAGUUAAUGCCAUAGCAAUAUAGAUGACUUUAAAAUCAUUAUACAUUAUACACUGUGGAACACCGUAGGAGCUGAUAGCUUUCUAUUUCAAAGAGGAUCUGCAGUACCUGGCUUUCCAGCAACAUCCUGAGUGGACUCCUAUGGUCCUAUCUCUCCUUAGAAGAAGCAGGUACAAUCUCCAGGUUUCAUCUGGCUGGGUCCUCUGAGUUUUGUGAUCAAAGGACUCAAGAUAAUGAGUUCUUAUAUGCUUCAUACAUUUCCCCUCCCUGAGUGGAUGGAGCUAAAGAUUGUCUCAGCAGAUGCUAGCUUGAUAAAGUCUCCCUUAAAUGCCAGGUUUGUGUGGUGCCAUUUCUCUUGACAUGUGAACCUACAUGUUCAUAACAGAUCAAAAAAUGGAAACCACCAAAGGCCAACCACUGGGGUUACUUACAGGAAUAUAAGUGAGAAGAUAUACAGGAGCAGAAAUAACUCAAAGACAGCUGCAUCAACCAAAGCCCACCCCAAUGUGAGUGGCAGCAUCCAAAAGCUGGAAACAUGUGUUUACUAUAUAGCUUACAGACAACUCAUUGGUUUGUAGACUCUCUCUUUUAGGCAGCUCCAGUGGUCUGAGUCUCUUCUCAGUCACUCAGCUGAUUUCUGCAAAAGGCAGCCCUGUUGGUUAGAGAGUUUCUUUCAGAGUCUUUACAGUGUAUAUAAGAUUGGGGAGAGAGGGACCUUGAAAAUCUGGUCAGUUUUGGGAACAUCCUGAAGUUUUUGAAUUGAGUACUUCCUGAGUGAUAGCAAGCUUUCUAGCUGGAUAGAGUCUUUCGCUUCCUCUGGAAAAUUUUGUUUUAAUGAGUUUCCUUCCCAGACAGAUGGUUUUAUCACAGAGGAAAUUCUUAUGCAAUACCAGGCACUCAGCUCCUAUAAUAGCAGUUAGUGUACUUCAGCUUAUAGACCUUUCUGUUUGUCUAUGGCUAUCAAAACCUGUGAAAGAUAACAGUGAUAUGUGUUGGCAGAUAAUCAUUGUAACACACUGAACAAGUUAGAAGUGAUUCAAUAGCACAAGUAAUUAACAAGUACACAUAUGACCAAAUAAAUAAAUAAAACUGAACACACUAAAGGUCAUCCUUUGUGAGAACCUGUAUGAAUACAGACACUGAAGUGCUAUGAUGGCAAUAUAUUCUCACAGAGAGGAAAACAGAAAAAUUUAACUAAGGUUGAACCUUAUUAUGUGUUUAAACCUUGGUACAGGAGGUUGA